AUGAGGGAACCUGGACUGCAAGACCUGGCCUACCGGGGCCCAAUUCACAGGGAACCUGGACUGCAAGACCUGGCCUACCGGGGCCCAAUUCACAGGGAACCCGCACUGCAGGACCUGGCCUACCGGGGCCCAAUUCACAGGGAACCCGCACUGCAGGACCUGGCCUACCGGGGCCCAAUUCACAGGGAACCCGCACUGCAGGACCUGGCCUACCGGGGCCCAAUUCACAGGGAACCCGCACUGCAGGACCUGGCCUACCGGGGCCCAAUUCACAGGGAACCCGCACUGCAGGACCUGGCCUACCGGGGCCCAAUUCAAAGGGAACCCGGACUGCAGGACCUGGCCUACCGGGGCCCAAUUCACAGGGAACCCGCACUGCAGGACCUGGCCUACCGGGGCCCAAUUCAAAGGGAACCCGGACUGCAGGACCUGGCCUACCGGGGCCCAAUUCACAGGGAACCCGGACUGCAAGACCUGGCCUACCGGGGCCCAAUUCACAGGGAACCCGGACUGCAAGACCUGGCCUACCGGGGCCCAAUUCACAGGGAACCCGGACUGCAGGACCUGGCCUACAGGGGCCCAAUUCUCAGGGAACCCAGACUGCAGGACCUGGCCUACCGGGGCCCAAUUCACAGGGAACUUAGCCUGCAAGACUGA
Molecule: messenger RNA, 657 nt
Organism: Brienomyrus brachyistius
Lineage: Eukaryota; Metazoa; Chordata; Actinopteri; Osteoglossiformes; Mormyridae
Exons: 2
Coding region: 1-657 (218 amino acids)
Source: RefSeq, a predicted model, not a curated record